UUGUUUUUUUCUGGAACCCUUUCACAUGGGUUACAAAAACAAGGGUUUAAAUUGAUUGCAGUCUUUUAUCCUAUGUGGGCUUCAAUCAUGGCAGUUACUGAUUGAAACAGUCACCUGAAAUUUCUCUUUCUUCAAUGUUCAUGAUAUUUCAUCUUCCAUGUCAUUUACUACUCUCUCCCACUCACUCUGAUGUUUGGUUAUUUGCCUUCAAAGCUUUUGCUACCUUCAAGUAAGAGUUACAGUAUCUUGUCAGAGGGAGGUCCAUUCACAUUGAUGGAGUUACACCGGUGAUAUCUCAUCGGAAAUUUCUUCAAGCAGCGCAAACAAACAUAAUCUAUAAUGAAUAUUUUUUUUUAUAAUGUCCUGUUCUUCUAUUGAGUCUGGCAUUCUCACAAAAAAUUUACACAUUGCGUGAUAUAGUAUAUAUACAAACUCCUAGUUUACUGAGUUGAAAAUUGACGAUUUAUUAUGAACAGUUGGAAGUUCAAACCGGUUGAUAGAGAGCUCACAUCUACUGAUUUACAUGUCAUAAAAUGCAAUAAACAUUGGUGGGGCUCUAAUGCACAGUGAAAAAAAGUUUGUACACUGUUUUUAUUAGUACAAUGUACCCUCAGCUCAUCUUCUCAAACAUUAGUUCAUGUUUUUGGUGGAGCUCUCUGUUAAUCUUUCCUUAUCUAUUUGUUUUAAGUGUCUUUAAAGCGAUAGUCUAAUUUCAUUGCGCAUUGUAAUUUUGGGAACUCUUUCUCCUGAUUCUCCUUCUUCAUUUUUCUUCUUCUGCUUAGAUGCGUGUACACUUUUUACACUGUGAUCUACUAAACAAGAAAUUCUGUUUGCCUUUUCUGACCACCUUUUCAUUCAACUGUUCUUGGUAAAACUCUAAAUCUAAAUUGCAUGUCUUACUUCAAGGAGAAGAGUAGUUGCAACUAGCAAAAAUCAAUUUGUUUCAAGAUAUUGUUUACAAGGAGAAGAGUCGUUGUUCUUCACUUGGAUUAUCUACGUUAAAGGGAAUGAUGGAGUCGAGAAAAUCUGUUCGGAACCUAGCUAAGUCUAUUCACUCUCUUCUAGGAUUGAAGAAGCAAUUAACUUCCAACUGGGCUGAUUCAGUUUGUAACAUUAUCAAAGACAUGUCCACUGAAGAACCAUUCACUUCUUCUGCGACUAAAUCUACAUCUGAGAAUCAAGAAUGUGAUGCAGACUGUAUCAUUACAGAGAUUCAAGCUAAUCUUGAUGUCUUGGAUGCUCAGCUAAACCAACUGAAUAUACAGAGGAAGCAAACGCUGAAUGAACUUCUAGACUUAAAAGGGAAUAUUCGUGUAUUUUGUCGUAUAAGACCACUCAUUGAAGAAAAGAUAGUAGGAAAUCCUAAAUCAGUUGUAGCUCUAGAUUCGAGUAAUGUGAUUCUAAAACUCGGAGAGAAUAAGAGUAAGCGGUACAGUUUCGACAAGGUUUUCGACCCUGGCUCAUCACAAGAUGAAGUUUUUUCGGAAGUUGAACCUGUGAUCAAAUCUGCUGUGGAUGGCUACAAUGCCUGCAUCUUUGCAUAUGGGCAAACAGGAACUGGAAAAACUUUUACUAUGGAAGGUAAUCAUGAUUGUCCUGGCGUUGUUCCGCGUGCAAUCGAGGAGUUGUUCAAACAAGCAGCAGACAGCAACCAUACAUUUCAUAUCACUUUCAGCAUGUUGGAAAUUUACAUGGGUCAUCUCCGAGAUUUGCUCGUCCCUCAACAGAUGAGAAAGCCAAUGGAUUCAAUGACACAAAGCCUUUCGAUCCAAACAGAUCCAUGUGGAGGGGUUGAGAUUGAAAACCUGGUUGAGAUUAGAGUGAAUAAUUUCAACCAAGCUAAUAAGCUGUAUGGAUUAGGCAGCAGGUUCAGAUCGACUGCUUCCACAAAUUCUAAUCCAAGUUCAAGCAGAUCUCACUGCUUGACUCGCAUAUCUUUGACAUCUUUCAAUGCUACCGAAAGGAGGAGAGAAACAAACAAAAUAUGGAUGGUGGAUCUUGGUGGAAGUGAGCGAGUGCUAAAAACAAAGACUUGGGGAAGAAGGUUUGAAGAAGGAAAAGCCAUUAACCUAUCUCUCUCAGCGCUCGGAGAUGUCAUUAGUGCUCUUCAAAGAAGAAGGCCCCAUGUUCCUUUCAGGAAUAGCAAACUGACACAAGUCCUGAAGGACUCUCUUGGAGAGGAUUCAAGAACUUUAAUGCUUGUCCAUGUCAGUCCCAAAGAGGAUGAUCUUUGUGAAUCUGUAUGUUCUUUGGGUUUCGCCACACGAGUGAGGAACAUUCACCUAGGGAGCAACGAAUUAACUGACACGCAAGGCAAGAAAGAACUUGUGAUGGCCAAGCUUCUGGGGGAGAUGAAACGGCUAGAAAAUGACAGACAAGAUGUCAAAGAGGAUAUCAAGAAGUUAAAUGAAGAACUUGGGCAACUGACAAGGACCAAGCCACCUGACAAUUUGGUGGCUCUACAUAGAAUUCCAGAAACAAAUGAUAAUACAGAAAAGAAAAUCCAGCAAGAAGAGACAGUAGCUCCCUCAUCACAACUCCCGACAUUUAUGCAGCCAACUAUUUGCAGUAAGAGGAGAUCAGGCAUUGGCUUUACAAAAGGUUUGAAUAAGAAAAACUCAGUCUCAACAAGAAACAGAAAACCUUUAUCAACUCGUGCCGAGUCAUUGUGCUUUCCAAUCAAGGAUGCCUCUGAAUAUGGCUCGGAGUGCAGUAUUGCCAGAACCACUUGCUUGGCAGAUUAUGAAACAGAAUACAGUCACACUACGUCAGAAUGUGAGACCAAAACGGUUGUUCUGCCAAAACAGGGAAAACCUAAGAUGGGCUUGGCUCGUUCAGAGGCUCGCAAUGGCAGGUACGAAAGUACAAAGGCAAGUAGAAUUGGUUUGUCAAAAUGCUUCACAGUUGAGAAUUGGCUUCAAAUACAUAAUAAUGAGCCGACUACUUGUAGCUACAAUCGUGGGAAUAAGAGAGUGCUUGCGCUUCCACUCCCAGGUGUCAAAAACAGGUGCAGUGAUCGGACUAAGAUAGAUAUAUUACACCAAGAUGAAAUGCAUAAUCAAGAAUUUGCGGAGAAAGAGUCCUACGACCAUGAUAAGAUUGAUAAAAUAAUUGAUACGGGGGUGAUUGAUGAUGAUAUUGUGACUGAAUCAAUCACCAGUUCGCCGUUUUCUAGGUUGAAAAUGAUGAAAAAGAUACCAGGUUCACUGGAUGAUUUUGUUGUCAAUGAAGAUAGCCCCACAUCUCCACUUGAUAUCUCGUUUGAUAGGUCCAUUAAGAAUGAAGAUUGUUGUGGAGGAAGAGAAAGGUUAACCGAACAUGCAUUAGAAGACAGAGAAAAUUUGGGUGAUAAGUUCGUGGAGGACAGAAGUGGGUACAACACAUCAUUUGGUAUGGACAAGAAGAAUUGUAUCAACAGAAAUAGAGAUUCAAAAGAACCUGUCUCCAAAAGUGCAUUUGAAUUAGAAAAUCUAAGUUUGAAUACCAUAACUCCCGAUGAAGCUACUACCGAUCUUGAAAUAAAAGUAGUUAUCAAUCAAAUGGUCCAGACUGAAGACCUCGUUUCAGACCGAAGCAUGACAGGAGAAGAGUGUGUGGAGAAAGAUUUGCAUAAAUUUUCACCGUACAUGGAGCUUGACUCAACAGCAUGCUUACACACUAUGCAAUCUCAAGGAGCGCUAAACUUGAACCUAAACGAAGAUUCAGAUCAAGAGGAUUCCAUCAUGUCUGCUGUUGAAUCCCAAGAAAAUACAGGGAUACUUAACCUUCUCGGACAGAAAGUUCAAGUAUUACGUGCCAUUGGACUUCUGGGAUUGGGGGUUCAUACAGUAGGAUUUGAACACGAUUUCUUCUACGGGUUGAUGCAGUAAAGGAGCAUCAGCGGUAGACAACUUGCUCCGUGUUACUUGUUUCUGUAACUUGGUUUCAGUUGGAAUUGAACUUUUCUCAGACUAAACUGUUUCGAAACAACCUCCAUCCUAAAUUCUUAGUUCUGGAACAAGGCUUGGAAAUCGGACAUAGUAUCCUGUUAUGCUAAUGGCAGGUAAAUAUGUGUAUAAAAUGAGACUUUCUAGUAGUUAUAUACGACAGCACCUAAUAUUGGUACACAUAGAAAAGGGAAA
Messenger RNA from Papaver somniferum (opium poppy), 4121 nucleotides. RefSeq names its product kinesin-like protein KIN-14T. NCBI's taxonomy places the organism in Eukaryota, Viridiplantae, Streptophyta, Magnoliopsida, Ranunculales, Papaveraceae. Gene Ontology annotation, molecular function: ATP binding; microtubule motor activity; microtubule binding. The record is from RefSeq and is a predicted model, not a curated record. Bases 1008 to 3869 code for a protein of 953 amino acids. Gene Ontology annotation, biological process: microtubule-based movement. The transcript has 11 exons.